Megalops cyprinoides (Indo-Pacific tarpon) is the source of this 4018-nucleotide messenger RNA. Its product is annotated as glycoprotein endo-alpha-1,2-mannosidase-like protein. The transcript is spliced from 4 exons. The record is from RefSeq and is a predicted model, not a curated record. The coding region runs from base 1494 to 2825 and encodes 443 amino acids. Gene Ontology annotation, cellular component: Golgi apparatus. NCBI's taxonomy places the organism in Eukaryota, Metazoa, Chordata, Actinopteri, Elopiformes, Megalopidae. Gene Ontology annotation, molecular function: alpha-mannosidase activity.
CUAACAGCACAAGACCGACUCUUUUCACGUGUGCGCUCUUACACGCUCGUAUAAUUUCCUAUAAGACGCGCGUCUGCUAUUGUCCCCACCCAUCCAGCCUCUUCCCUGCAUCACACAAUUAGCCAGCAGGCUGGAGAGAGCUCCGCCUACAUGUAGAGAAAAACAUGGACAAUAAAGAACAGCCAGCUCGGAUGCUGAGCGGACUGAAAGCACGGCCAUCAGUCAUAUAACACGGAUACGCCGAAUCGAGACGGCACGCAGACUGGAAAGAGCCCGGAUGGAACCAUCGCUCCGCAUCGUUGCUCCCGGUCCACAAGGAAGAAUAACACAGCGCAGGAGUGAGCUUUGAGCACGGAACGAGAGCGAACAUACUGCGCAGGAGAGUCGCGGGAGACAAGGGUGACGAUGCUGCCUCGCUGUGUGACAGUUUAACGAUCAAGGGCCACCAUCAUAAUCUGUAAAAUCAGCGCUCGAUAUAGAUCCGCUUGGAACAAGGCGAGGCACAGAUCCUACCAACGGUUUUAUGUUUUCAAAUCGAAAUAUCGGAAGUCGGUUUUUGUUCAUGGUUACCAAUUGCGACUGAGGAUAUUGAGAGGCGUGUUAUGUUUAUGGGACGAUAUCACCCAAAAUUAAUUACUCGCAAACACAUAUUUUCUGAAGCACUAGAAGACCCUAAACACCGAGGUAAAGUAAAGCGCGAUUUUUUCUGUUUAAGCGAGACCUCUGUUUUUGCACCAAUUAAAUAUAGCAAGUUCAUUCACGAGAGACCUUUGAGAGACAUUUGUUGACAGUCACAAACCUAAACAAUUUCUUUAUAGGGAAAGAUCCCGAACAAAUUCAGUUCAGCGAACGCCUGAACAUAUCUUCGACACAGAACGAUCACUACCGUUUCAUAUACAUACGGUAACGCGUUCACGGAAAAGUGCUAGUAUCAGUUGUGUUAUAUUCAGAUUCAUACAGCAAACAACCAGAACACAUACUCAGCCACUGGUUAUCACCAGUUGUGUUUUAUCUGGAAGAAAUUAUCGUUUACAUCACCUUAACCCUGUCCGAUAUCUGUCGGUGGUACAUGUACAGUGAAUAAAACUUUGUAUAAUUUGUGUUCAGCGCGUUGCAUUAUCUCAAAUACAUUGCGUCACAUAAUAUAACAGAAUAUUAAGCUUACUGCAGAAAUGCAACGAUCAUUAUGCGCAAUCAUGUAACUGUAGACUUUGGUGAAGUUGUACAGCAAUAACCUGGCGUGUUACAUAAAAUGCCGCAGAUAGUGUAUUUUUAGACAGCGGCCACGUUGUCCUGGAGUUCUGGCGUUGCUUAAGCCGGGUUAAUUUUGAUGGAGGAAGGAAGACAACAGACAUACCGAGAAGCUUUGCAAAAAGAAAAGUCGCCGCGACACCGUUAACACCUCAGUUCACCUAUAGACGGGCGAGGAGCUAGUCAGCGCUGGGAGGCUGUGAACUGUUGAGGGUCGCUUCUGUGGGACGAAAAGGUUCGCGAUGGCCAGGCUACGCAAGAAAGCAUGUGUCGCGCUGUUUCUCUUCACGCUCUUCAUUUUUGGUACAAUGAUGGGGUUACGAACACUGAAACCCAGCGACGGCUUCUCUGACCUGGCCCCCGGACUGGACAUCAUGCCCAUGGUGGGCGAGAGGGUGGACCGGCGUUCGGUGUCAAACAACGUGGUCGUGUCGCCGGGUCAAGCCCAUGCGGCUAGCAACACCAAAGUGGUCCUCUCCAAUUCCGGCCCGGACAAGAGCAUAUUCUACGAUGUGCACAUAUUUUAUUACGUGUGGUACGGCAACCCACAGAUAGACGGGAAAUACAUGCACUGGGACCACGUUCUAGUGCCACACUGGGACCCCAAGAUCGCCGCCAGUUACCCGAAAGGCAGGCACACGCCUCCGGAAGACAUUGGCUCCAGCUUCUACCCCGAACUGGGACCCUACAGCUCGAGGGACCCGGACGUGCUGGAGUCUCAUAUGGAACAGCUCGGAGCUGCGGCUGCAGGAGUUCUGGUGCUGUCCUGGUAUCCCCCGGGCCUGGCGGAUGACAAUGGAGAGCCGACAGAGGACCUGGUUCCUGCCAUUUUGGACGCUGCCCACAGGCACAGCAUCAAGGUGGCCUUUCACAUUCAGCCCUACAAAGGACGGACUGACCACAGCGUGCACGACAACAUCAAAUACAUCAUCGACAAGUACGGGAAACACGGGGCCUUCUACAGAUUCAAGACCAGUACUGGGAAGGUUCUGCCGCUGUUCUACAUCUACGACUCCUACCUGACGCCCCCCGAGGCCUGGUCAGACCUGCUGACCCCUGCGGGGUCCCACACUCUGCGGGGAACGCCGUACGACGGGGUCUUCAUCGCCCUCAUCGUGGAGGAGCGGCACAAGCACGACAUCCUGGCAGGCGGCUUCGACGGCAUGUACACCUACUUCGCCUCCAACGGCUUCUCCUUCGGCUCCUCGCACCAGAACUGGAAGGCCAUCAAAGCCUUCUGCGACGGCAACAACCUGCUGUUCGUGCCGAGCGCCGGGCCCGGCUACAUCGACACCAGCGUGCGGCCCUGGAACAACCACAAUACCCGCAACCGGGUCAACGGCCGCUACUACGAGACCGCCCUGCAGGCGGCGCUCACGGUGCGGCCUGAGAUCGUCACCAUCACCUCCUUCAACGAGUGGCACGAGGGCACGCAGAUUGAGAGGGCGGUGCCGAAGAAGACCGUCACCCGCCUCUACCUGGACUACCAGCCCCACAAUCCCGACCUCUACCUGGAGCUCACCCGCAAGUGGGCGGAGCAGUUCAACAAGGAGAAGGAACAGUGGCUGAUGUGAGGCGCCGCACUGCAUUGUGGGUGAAGCGGGUGCCCUGUGCGUAUGUGUCCUCCGAGCCUCCACCGUGAGCGGCACAGAGCUGAGAUUUGAAGCUUGAGAAGUCUCUUUUUGAAGGACUUUCCUUGGUGCGGGGGAUGGCCCACCAUGGGCGACUGGAGUUAGUCACGGGAACACCUCAGGCGUGAUUGUGCGCUCUUGAAACUUCUUCCUCGUGUGGACCAAUCAUCAGCUCCAAGUUGAAACGCUUCUCACCCACUCACAUGGUCUCCUGAGCGGCUCGCUUUUUGGUUGCUCUCCAACGCCUGCUUAUGCUAACACCAAACCUCCACUCCACCUAUUACAGCCAUUCAGCAGAGUGAAAUGCAACCUUGCUUUGAGGGACAGGUGACUUCCCUCAUGUACAAUAGCUUUGAAAGCAGUGAAUCGUUGCGAAAAACUGAACAAAAACACAGCAUCUGUUUGUUUUCCUGGAACUGCACCGCAAUUGGAACAAUACUCUUUGUGAUUCAACAGCGUCUGAUUGGUCAGAGAUUACAGGAGAAGGCUGUGCAAGGCUCAGGUGUUCUACUGUGCUGUCUUUCACUGUAUAUACGCUUUGGUUACAGACCAGCAGGUUUUCAACGAAGAAACCUAACCAGUCGCAGUAAACCUCACCCCCCACCUCCUCACACCCAGUUUAUGGAUAAAAAAAAUAAUAUGUGCUGGCAUCUGUGGGUGGGAUAAGUGGUGUAUGGAUGACCCUGAGGAGCACGCCUCCAGCACGGACACGGAAAAGCUUCUGCAAUGCUCAGGGGAUGGCGUAACACGGCAAACUGUGAUUGGCCCUCCUGCUUCGGCACUGCGUACUGUUUAAGGUGCAGUGAAGAGGAAACAUUGCAUACACAUCCAAUCCCAGAGAGAAAAACAUCCACAUAACGUUGAGAUAACGCUGGGAGAAUGCACAGAUCCCCUCGUGCUUUCCCUGGACCACUAGGGCCUAACAAACUUGUCUUAUGUUACCGAAGACGACGAUUUCCUUCAUACUCAUGUCACAUGACAUGGGACAGUCGUGCUUCAUCAACCAUGCUGACUGGAGACAGGGGACGCUGGAAUAAUGUCAAUAUUGCGAAGUUUGAUGGCAAGACUAUAAAUAUUAUACACCCUUUCUUUUAGGGGCCUGUAUGUGUGUAUAUAUAUUCUUAAAAUUGAUGAGG